Messenger RNA from Pongo pygmaeus (Bornean orangutan), 2279 nucleotides. RefSeq names its product TBC1 domain family member 15 (gene TBC1D15). The coding region runs from base 24 to 2114 and encodes 696 amino acids. NCBI's taxonomy places the organism in Eukaryota, Metazoa, Chordata, Mammalia, Primates, Hominidae. The record is from RefSeq and is a predicted model, not a curated record. Gene Ontology annotation, molecular function: GTPase activator activity. The transcript is spliced from 17 exons. Gene Ontology annotation, biological process: activation of GTPase activity.
GGAUGUUAUUCUAGUUUUGCCGGAUGUUGUUUUAUGUCCGAGAGACACGUGAGGUUCUGCUACGUCAUUACCAGGCACGCGCAGAAAACAUGGCGGCGGCGGGUGUUGUGAGCGGGAAGAUUAUAUAUGAACAAGAAGGAGUAUAUAUUCACUCAUCUUGUGGAAAGACCAAUGACCAAGACAGCUUGAUUUCAGGAAUAUUACGUGUUUUAGAAAAGGAUGCCGAAGUAAUAGUGGACUGGAGACCAUUGGAUGAUGCAUUAGAUUCCUCUAGUAUUCUCUAUGCUAGAAAGGACUCCAGUUCAGUUGUAGAAUGGACUCAGGCCCCAAAAGAAAGAGGUCAUCAAGGAUCAGAACAUCUGAACAGUUACGAAGCAGAAUGGGACAUGGUUAAUACAGUUUCAUUUAAAAGGAAACCACAUACCAAUGGAGAUGCUCCAAGUCAUAGAAAUGGGAAAAGCAAAUGGUCAUUCCUGUUCAGUUUGACAGACCUGAAAUCAAUCAAGCAAAACAAAGAGGGUAUGGGCUGGUCCUAUUUGGUAUUCUGUCUAAAGGAUGACGUCGUUCUCCCUGCUCUACACUUUCAUCAAGGAGAUAGCAAACUACUGAUUGAAUCUCUUGAAAAAUAUGUGGUAUUGUGUGAAUCUCCACAGGAUAAAAGAACACUUCUUGUGAAUUGUCAGAAUAAGAGUCUUUCACAGUCUUUUGAAAAUCUUCUUGAUGAGCCAGCAUAUGGUUUAAUACAAAAAAUUAAAAAGGACCCUUAUACGGCAACUAUGAUAGGAUUUUCCAAAGUCACGAACUACAUUUUUGACAGUUUGAGAGGCAGCGAUCCCUCUACACAUCAACGACCACCUUCAGAAAUGGCAGAUUUUCUUAGUGAUGCUAUUCCAGGUCUAAAGAUAAAUCAACAAGAAGAACCAGGAUUUGAAGUCAUCACAAGAAUUGAUUUGGGGGAACGGCCUGUUGUUCAAAGGAAAGAACCGGUGUCACUGGAAGAGUGGACUAAGAACAUUGAUUCUGAAGGAAGAAUUUUAAACGUAGAUAAUAUGAAGCAGAUGAUAUUUAGAGGGGGACUUAGUCAUGCAUUGAGAAAGCAAGCAUGGAAAUUUCUUCUGGGUUAUUUUCCCUGGGACAGUACCAAGGAGGAAAGAACCCAAUUACAAAAGCAAAAAACUGAUGAAUACUUCAGAAUGAAACUGCAAUGGAAAUCUGUCAGCCAGGAACAAGAGAAAAGAAAUUCGAGGUUAAGAGAUUAUAGAAGUCUUAUCGAAAAAGAUGUUAACAGAACAGAUCGAACAAACAAGUUUUAUGAAGGCCAAGAUAAUCCAGGGUUGAUUUUGCUUCAUGACAUUUUGAUGACCUACUGUAUGUAUGAUUUUGAUUUAGGAUAUGUUCAGGGAAUGAGUGAUUUACUUUCCCCUCUUUUAUAUGUGAUGGAAAAUGAAGUGGAUGCCUUUUGGUGCUUUGCCUCUUACAUGGACCAAAUGCAUCAGAAUUUUGAAGAACAAAUGCAAGGCAUGAAGACCCAGCUAAUUCAGCUGAGUACCUUACUUCGAUUGUUAGACAGUGGAUUUUGCAGUUACUUAGAAUCUCAGGACUCUGGAUACCUUUAUUUUUGCUUCAGAUGGCUUUUAAUCAGAUUCAAAAGGGAAUUUAGUUUUCUAGAUAUUCUUCGAUUAUGGGAGGUAAUGUGGACCGAACUACCAUGUAAAAAUUUCCAUCUUCUUCUCUGUUGUGCUAUUCUGGAAUCAGAAAAGCAGCAAAUAAUGGAAAAGCAUUAUGGCUUCAAUGAAAUACUUAAGCAUAUUAAUGAAUUGUCCAUGAAAAUUGAUGUGGAAGAUAUACUAUGCAAGGCAGAAGCAAUUUCUCUACAGAUGGUAAAAUGCAAGGAAUUGCCACAAGCAGUCUGUGAGAUCCUUGGGCUUCAAGACAGUGAAGUUACAACACCAGAUUCAGACGUUGGUGAAGACGAAAAUGUUGUCAUGACUCCUUGUCCUACAUCUGCAUUUCGAAGUAAUGCCUUGCCUACACUCUCCGCCAGUGGAGCCAGAGAUGACAGCCCAACACAGAUACCGGUGUCCUCAGAUGUCUGCAGAUUAACACCUGCAUGAUCACUCUUCUUGCUUUUUUGGGAAGAGACACUUUGUUGCAACUCUUUGUUUUCAAGUACUUGAAAGUUGAAAAUUUAAAAUCUUGGUAUUGAUCAUGCUUUAAGAUUUAUGUAAAGAAAGUGUACUGAUGUUCUUACAUUAAAGCUUUACAAAGAUUUAAACUAA